Daucus carota subsp. sativus is the source of this 2762-nucleotide messenger RNA. RefSeq lists its product as uncharacterized. Gene Ontology annotation, molecular function: hydrolase activity, hydrolyzing O-glycosyl compounds; carbohydrate binding. The transcript is spliced from 8 exons. The coding region runs from base 90 to 2675 and encodes 861 amino acids. Gene Ontology annotation, biological process: carbohydrate metabolic process. The record is from RefSeq and is a predicted model, not a curated record. Lineage: Eukaryota; Viridiplantae; Streptophyta; Magnoliopsida; Apiales; Apiaceae.
UUUUGUCUUAUAAUGUUCAAAAUUCAACAUUGCAAUUAAGGACACCAUAUAAAUUGAGCAUCAACCAAUCCCUCUUCAAAUACUAAAAAAUGACAACCCUGAGAAUCAGGAAGAAACACAACCACCAUCUUAACAACCCCUUCACUUCAAACUCUAAAUCACUUCCUUUUGUUCAAGGACCUCUUUUUCUCAACCGAACAGUCCCUUACCACCAGACCUUUCUUAUAGGUGACAGUUUUCUGUUAACAUGGGCUUCAAAAGAUGGGGGGUCAAUCUCAAUUUCUCAUCAAUCUCAGCCCAGAAGAUCUAUUUGGGCUACUGUGCCAGGCCAGGCUUUUGUAUCAGCAGCAUUAGCUGAGACACAAGUGGAUGAAAGCAGGGGAUCAUUUGUUAUUAAGGACAGGAAUAUUCAACUGGUGUGUAAUUGUCAAACUGUUGAAGAUGUAAGAAUGAUCAAUGAAUUUAGUGAAUGUUUUUAUGCUAAAGAUGGGGGCUUUUUAUCUGGGGUUGAUCAGAAAAUGGAGUUCAAGAACAUUGAGUAUCCUGCUUUGUUGAUAAUGGGUAGGAUUUUUAGUUUCAAGAAAAAGAAAAAGAUGGUUGCUUUAAGUGAAAUUCAAGAAAAUUUGCACCUUUUGGAUAAAGAACCCUCUAGUUCUGCAAGAUAUUGGCUUUUGUUUGAUCAGAAAAAUAGUAAUCAGCUGGCGUUUCAGUUGAGACUUGGAAAAUCUGUUUUUCGGGCUCAACAAAGAGUUUCGCCAAGAAUUUAUAAGGGUUUUACCUGGAGGCUGAGGCCGAUUUGGAGACGUCGUAGGAAAAGAGGUUUUAUUGCUGUUACAUCAGCGGAAGAAGAUGUUGUUGUGAAGACUGUAGAGCCUUUUGAUCAGUUUAAUAGAGUGUGUCUUACGUACUCAAGUGAAAAAAAUGAAAGAUUUUAUGGUUUCGGGGAGCAAUUCUCUCAUAUGAACUUUAAAGGGAAAAGGGUGCCUAUUAUAGUUCAAGAACAAGGAAUUGGGAGAGGUGAUCAACCAAUUACAUUUGCAGCUAAUUUGAUUAGCUACAGGUCUGGCGGUGAUUGGAGCACAACUUAUGCUCCCUCUCCUUUAUAUAUGACAUCCAAGAUGAGGUCACUUUAUCUUGAGGGUUACGACUAUUCAGUUUUUGAUCUCACAAGGGAUGAUAGAGUUCAAAUACAGAUAUAUGGAGGUUCUGCUGAAGGUAGAAUAUUGAAUGGGAACUCGCCCUGUGAGCUCAUUGAAUGUCUUACCGAAUCUAUAGGAAGGCCGCCCAAGCUUCCUGAUUGGAUUAUAUCAGGUCCUGUGGUGGGAAUGCAAGGGGGAACAGCUACUGUACGCAAUGUUUGGGAAGAACUGAACAGAUACGAAGUACCCGUGUCAGCCUUUUGGUUGCAGGACUGGGUGGGGCAGAGAAAGACUGUGAUUGGAUCUCAACUUUGGUGGAAUUGGGAAGUCGAUGCUGAAAGGUAUAGAGGAUGGCAGAAUCUAAUUAAAGAUCUAACUUCAGAGCAUAUCAAAGUGAUGACAUACUGCAACCCUUGUUUAGCUCCGAUGGAUGGAAAGGCCAAUGUCAAGAGGAAUCUUUUUGAGGAGGCGAAGAAGUUAGGGAUACUAGUGAGAGACAGCCAUGGAGAACCAUAUAUGGUUCCAAACACGGCAUUUGAUGUGGGAAUGUUGGAUUUGACACACCCACACACAGCAAGUUGGUUCAAGCAGGUUUUACAAGAAAUGAUCAAUGAUGGAGUCAGUGGUUGGAUGGCUGAUUUUGGUGAAGGCCUACCAGUUGAUGCCUGCCUUUAUUCAGGUGAAGAUCCUAUCUCAGCUCAUAAUAGAUACCCAGAAAUGUGGGCCAAGCUGAACCGCGACUUUGUUGAAGAAUGGAAAACUAAGCGUGCAGGUGUGGAGCAUGAAGGCUCAGAGGAGGACUUGGUUUUCUUCAUGAGAGCUGGUUUUAGGAACAGUCCUAAAUGGGCUAUGCUGUUUUGGGAAGGAGACCAAAUGGUAAGUUGGCAGGCAAAUGACGGGAUAAAAAGUUCAGUUGUCGGGUUGCUGAGCAGUGGGAUUUCAGGCUAUGCUUAUAAUCACAGUGACAUUGGAGGCUACUGUGCAGUUAAGCUGCCUUUCUGCUUGAAUUAUACAAGGAGCGAGGAGUUGCUGCUGCGGUGGAUGGAGUUGAAUGCCUUCACAUCUGUAUUCCGCACCCAUGAAGGGAACAAGCCAUCUUCCAACAGCCAGUUUUACUCGAACCACAAAACUUUAUCGCAUUUUGCACGUUUGGCAAAAAUGUACAAAGCUUGGAAGUUUUACAGGAUUCAGCUAGUCAAGGAAGCGUCUCAGAAAGGACUCCCUGUUUGUCGCCACCUAUUUCUACACUACCCAGAUGACGAUUACGUGCAUAGCUUGACUUAUGAACAAUUUCUUGUUGGCACAGAGAUUCUAGUUGUGCCUGUUCUUGACAAAGGCAAGAAGAAGGUUAAGGCCUAUUUUCCUAUAGGAGAACAGUGUCCAUGGAAACAUAUCUGGACAGGAAAUCUGUACACAGAACAAGGCUCAAAAGCAUGGAUUGAAGCCCCUAUCGACUACCCUGCUAUCUUUGUUAAAGAUGGCUCAGUCGUUGGAGACACCUUUCUAAAGAACUUGAAAGACUACAAUAUUCUGUAAAAUUAUUACCAAGAAUUGUACAGAUUUUAGCUGUUCAACUAUGCUCAUAAGCAUGCUAAGUUAUCAACUGUUUUAUAUACUUGAAAA